Molecule: messenger RNA, 1506 nt
Organism: Fonsecaea erecta
Lineage: Eukaryota; Fungi; Ascomycota; Eurotiomycetes; Chaetothyriales; Herpotrichiellaceae
Exons: 1
Coding region: 1-1506 (501 amino acids)
Molecular function (GO): oxidoreductase activity, acting on paired donors, with incorporation or reduction of molecular oxygen; monooxygenase activity
Source: RefSeq, a predicted model, not a curated record
AUGGCAGAAAUACCAGAGUCUGUGACCACGAAUGGCGCCGCUCCCACUGGCGAUUCCUCGGGACAAAAGAAGAAGAAAGAGAUGAUUCUCAAUGCCUUCGUCAUGAACACGCCGGGCCAUCUCGCGCCUGGGCUGUGGCGCCACCCUCGCAACAAGACGGACCAGUACAAGAAGCUGUCCUUCUGGACGGAUCUGGCCCAGCUGCUCGACCGGGCCAACUUCCACGCCAUGUUCAUCGCCGACACACUGGGGCCCUACGACGUCUACAAAGGUCCGGCGAACGUGGUGCCCGCACUGUCGUCGGGCGCGCAAUUCCCCGUGAACGACCCCCUGUAUUUGGUCCCGGCUAUGGCGGCCGUUACGAAGAACUUGAUCUUCGGGGUGACGGCCAGCCUGACCUACGAGAAGCCCUACGCCCUGGCCAGAAGGCUGUCUACCGUCGACCAUCUCAGCGAAGGCCGUCUGGCGUGGAAUAUCGUCACUUCGUAUCUGGACAGCGCCGCGCGGAACCACGGCUUGAAGGAACAGAUCCCCCACGAUGAACGCUACGCCAUCGCCCAUGAAUACAUGGAGGUGGUAUAUAAACUGUGGGAGGGCAGUUUCCGCGACGAUGCCGUCCUCGCGGACAAAGACGCCGGUGUCUACAUCGCUGCGGACGCCGUCCGGCAAAUUAACCACAAGGGCAAAUACUUCGAGGUGCCAGGGCCGCAUUUCUGCGAACCGUCGCCACAGCGCACGCCCUUCUUGUUCCAGGCAGGUGUAUCCGAGGCGGGGAAUGGAUUUGGAGGCAAGCACGGCGAAGCAAUCUUCGUCGGUGGUCAGACGCCAGAAGUGACCCGGCUUACCGUCGAAAAUAUUCGCAAAGUCGCUCAAAGCGAGGGACGUGACCCGAACCACAUCAAGGUCAUUGUGGGUAUCAACGUGAUAGUGGCACCUACCGACGAGGAAGCGUACAAGAAGAGGGAAGACUACUUGAAGUACGCCGACCAUGAAGGCGCUCUGGCUCUGUUUGGAGGAUGGACCGGAGUCGACCUCUCAGGCUACUCGGACGACGAGGACUUCAACUUGUCUGACUCUCCACGGGUCCGCUCAAUUGUGCGGCGGUGGUCGGCUACUGUCCCCGGCACCGAUAGCUUACCCUGGACGAAGAGACGGAUCGUGGAAUACCUCAGUGUAGGCGGACUCGGGGCAAAGGUCAUCGGAAGCCCGACCACGGUGGCCGACGAACUGGAGCGCUGGGUGGAGGUCUCCGGGGUGGACGGAUUCAAUCUCGCUCAUAUCGCCAAUCCCGGGACCUUUGAGGAUAUCAUCGAAUACUUGUUGCCGGAGCUACAGCGCCGCGGGCUCUUUAGAUCUGCGGUGGACAAGGAAGGUGCCACAGCGAGAGAGGUCUUCCUGGGGACGAGAAGGCUGCCCGAUGAUCACCCGGGCUCCAAGUACAAAUGGGCUGCUGGCGACAAACUUCCCAAAUAUCAGGUUGAGGAGACUGUUUCAGUUGCUGCCUGA